AUGGGUCCACGCUAUCGUAGAGUCGCUGUGAUCGGCGCAGGCCCGUCAGGCAUCUCCGCCGUGAAAGCCCUGCACGAGGAGAAGGUGUUUGACACGAUUCGAAUCUUCGAGCGGCAGGGUCGAGUCGGGGGUAUCUGGCAUCUCGACCAGGUUCCAGAUGUUUUCCCCGGCGCAAAGGGAAGCCCUAAGCAGCAGGCCGUCCCCGCCGAUCUGCCUCAACUAUCACCCCCCAGCCCAGAAGAUACGACCGUACGAAGUGGAAUAUAUGAGGGACUAGAUAGUAACGUUGGGGCUGAAGCCAUGUCGUUCACCCAUACGCCUUUUCCGCAAAUCAACUCCGCCGCUUCCACUCGCAUUUUUGGCCGGUUGAAUCCGACCCGUCCAUUUCGGGUGAUCACCCGCUACCUGGAAGAUCUGUUCAGAGCCUAUCACCAUUUAGCAAGUUUGAACACAACCGUCGUGAAGGUUGAGAAAAACGAUGGAAUAUGGAACUUGACUCUUCGGCGAAAAGGCCACUUCGAGGGUUCGGAGCCAAAAGAAUAUUGGUGGCAAGAACAAUUCGAUGCUGUAAUUGUGGCCUCCGGGCAUUACAGUGUGCCCUUUGUCCCUGACGUGCCAGGACUGGAUGCUGCCUUCAAGCUACAUCCUACGAGGUUCGAGCACUCGAAGUCAUUCCGACACGCAGAUAACUACGUCGGUAAGAAAGUUGUCGUGGUUGGUGGUAAUGUUUCCGCAGCGGAUGCUGUAUCAGAUCUGUACGGCAUUGUCCAAGCCCCGCUCGAAAUCUCCCAGCGAACUCACAACGAGGCGCUCGACUCAGCCUGGAAUCUUCCAAAUGUCCAGCGCCGCCCAGGGCUCAAAUCAAUCGAAGGAACAGGGCAGAAUUUGGCCGUGGAAUAUACCGAUGGCAGCCGCACCGAAGGAGUGGACAAAAUCAUUUUUGCAACUGGCUAUAGACUUUCCUACCCAUUCCUCACCCCAGACCCGGUCACUCCCAACAACAGGGCUGCUGGCUUCUACCAGCAUGUAUUCAAGAUCGGCGAUCCAUCUCUAGCGUUGGUGGGCCAAGUUCGAGGGGCCCUCAGUUUCCGAGUGUAUGAGUAUCAGGCAGUGGCUGUUGCACGGUACUUUGCUGGACGGAACAACGUUGACCUUCCAUCGCCCCAGGAGCAGGAUAAUUGGGAGGUUGAACGGUUGAAGUACAAGGGAAACUCUGCUGUGUUCCAUGAGAUCAAGCCCGACUUUGCGGAAUAUUUCAAUUUCCUAGCGGACUUGGCUGGACCGGCUGCGCCAGACUCUGAUGCGUAUGCCUUGCCUCGCUUUGACGAGAAAUGGGUAGAGCAAGGGUUCAAGAUCCUGGCACUCAAGAACGAGUGGUGGCAGUCGAUACAAAAUACCGAGAAAGCUAUUGUGCCGGCCAAGUUAUAA
Penicillium chermesinum is the source of this 1428-nucleotide messenger RNA. RefSeq lists its product as uncharacterized. Bases 1 to 1428 code for a protein of 475 amino acids. Lineage: Eukaryota; Fungi; Ascomycota; Eurotiomycetes; Eurotiales; Aspergillaceae. The record is from RefSeq and is a predicted model, not a curated record. The transcript has a single exon. Gene Ontology annotation, molecular function: NADP binding; flavin adenine dinucleotide binding.